AUGAGGGAUGCUUUGACUGAGGCACAACACCAAUAUAUUUUAAAUAAACUUGAGAGCGGUGAGAUAUCUAGAGGAAGGUGCUUGCACCAAUCAUAUAGUCUCACCAGACCCGAAGAUACUAGAUGGGGUUCACAUCAUACUACAUUACUUCGUUUGGAUCAAAUGUGGUCCUCAGUGUUAAAUGUGCUCAGUAUGGUUGAUGAAGAUGAACGUGGACCAUCUCAAGCAGUGGGUUUAAUAGAAAAAAUGGAGAACUUUAAAUUUGCUUUUAUUUUGAAGUUAAUGCUAAAGUUGUUUGGUAUCACAAACAAACUUUCAAAUGUCUUGCGAAGAAAAGAUCUUAAUAUUGUGAUUGCCGUGGAAUUAGUUGAUGAUGUCAAAGCUCGGUUGGCCACAAUGAGAGAUAGCGGUUGGGAUAGUUUAUUUUCCGAUGUCCAAGAAUUUUGUGUUGCUAGAGGUAUUCCAGUUCUAAAUAUGGAUGACGAAAUACCGGUUCGGGGUCGUUCAAGGGUAGAAGGGAGGACUAUAACUAAUCUUUAUCAUUACCGUGCAGAGAUGUUUUAUGUUGCUAUUGACAAAAUAUGUGUGGAGAUGGAUCACCACUUUAGUGAAGGAAGUAACAUUAUCCUUGAUUGUUUCUCAUGUCUUGGCCCCAAUAACUCUUUCUCUAAGUUUGAUGUUGAUAAGCUUGCUCGCCUUGCUGAUAUUUAUCAUGCAGACUUUUCUGAUGAUGACCGUGAAACAAUAAAGGAUCAACUUGAGACUUAUGUUCUUCAAGUGAAAAGAAAUGCUUCAUUUUCCACUUGUGAAGAUGUUUAA
Molecule: messenger RNA, 819 nt
Organism: Vicia villosa (hairy vetch)
Lineage: Eukaryota; Viridiplantae; Streptophyta; Magnoliopsida; Fabales; Fabaceae
Exons: 1
Coding region: 1-819 (272 amino acids)
Source: RefSeq, a predicted model, not a curated record